Molecule: messenger RNA, 1356 nt
Organism: Fusarium falciforme
Lineage: Eukaryota; Fungi; Ascomycota; Sordariomycetes; Hypocreales; Nectriaceae
Exons: 6
Coding region: 1-1356 (451 amino acids)
Source: RefSeq, a predicted model, not a curated record
AUGUACCUCAAGGCUCGACUCCCCAACGACCUCCCCACUCCAUCCCCCGCUUCUCUUACCGGCCAUGGCUACAGCCCCCAAAAUCCCAUUCUCAAGAAUCGCGCAUGGCAAGGCCUGGAGCUGGGUCUUGGGCGCUAUUUCAUUCCUCCCGAGUUCUUUGACCAGUCUGAAGAGAAUUGCCCUGUCGCUGAACAAGAAUGGUGGGAGGCUGAUCCCAUCUCCAUUCCCGGAUUGACGGUUGACUUGAUGUCUAAUCUGCGACCGGCUCUCCAAACCAGCCCCUUUCCCCGGUUCACGAGGCAUUUCGCGGCCUUGCCACAAGAGAUCAGGGACAGCAUUAUGUCGUUUCUUCUCGUCGAGUCUGUCGCUCUAGAUUGCAACAACCUGGCCCCGCAAUCGUACUGGAAGCAGCUGUUUCUGAACGUUCCAUUUCUAUGGGACCUUGACUUGACAGUCAUUGAUCGAAAGCCAUCUCCCAUUGAGAAAGGAGUUGGUUGGGAUUGGGAAAGGCUCACACACCAGGCGCUGGCUCCCGUGCGAGUUGCGUUUACGGAGGAAGGAAAGGACACCCACACCGCUUGGGAUUAUCACCAAGUUGGGCUUGUAGUUCCUCCUGGACUCAAGAAUCGUCGGAGGAUCUGGCAAAUCUUGGAGGAGAUGUUCUCAGACGACGUGGAAGUGUAUCAUUCUAAAGAUGAUCCUGCAUCAACUCUCGGCAACAUCAACUCUCCAGACCAUCAUCUUUCUCGCAUCAUUAUCACGAUGUCUGCCUACGCUCGCGAUGUUGGCGAUGCUCUCGCCGCUAUCGCCUCCCAAGCACGUGCGCGAAUCGACAGUUUUGCACGCCAAUACCUCGACUUCAUGGACCUGGUUCACCGAGGCUGGGACGGAAAAACCCUGGGCCAUCCUCCUACUCUUGGCUACCACAACCCAGUAGAGAAGGCCGCUGUCAUUGGUGUCUUUUCUGCCCAUCAUCCAGACAAGGAUGUGCGCGGUAAAGAGGCUCUACUCGGGAUCCAGUCCUUUGACCCCCAGCGACACAGGAUCUACUGGGCGUGGAUGAACGAUCAGGGCACAUACCAACCGCAAUCAACUGUUGAAUUUGGUGAUGGGCAUACCCUGGCAACGGUGCGCAAAGCCGCGGCGGCGGCCUACGACAAGGCCGAGCACGAAGCAGUCCGACAACACAACAUCAAUGUGCUCUUUUAUCUGGCCAGACGAGAGUUGCUGGUCGCGGAGGUGAAACUCAAUCCAAUGGACUAUGGCUCCCCGCUUGUGACGGAGAUUUAUGUAUCGUGGAUGCUCUCGUUGGGUGAGGACUUUUUGACGCACAUCACGGCAAGGUCCAGUGAGUAA